Colletotrichum gloeosporioides is the source of this 1803-nucleotide messenger RNA. RefSeq lists its product as uncharacterized. Bases 1 to 1803 code for a protein of 600 amino acids. The transcript is spliced from 2 exons. Gene Ontology annotation, biological process: innate immune response. Gene Ontology annotation, cellular component: cytoplasm. NCBI's taxonomy places the organism in Eukaryota, Fungi, Ascomycota, Sordariomycetes, Glomerellales, Glomerellaceae. The record is from RefSeq and is a predicted model, not a curated record. Gene Ontology annotation, molecular function: protein binding.
AUGCUUUGGGUAAAAAGCCUCAUCCAAUCUACGCUACUCAUCCGUCUCCUUGUUACAUGUCGUGGAGAAUAUAAGACUCGACUGUACCUUGAAGGCUCCACCGAUAGUCAGAUAAUUUUGGGUGGUGAGAUGGUCGGGAAGGAUAUACGUGCGUACGUCCAUGGGACAUUGAGUACUCGCGAAACCUUCAGAAGAUGGCGCCGGGAAGGCUACGAGAUUAUUCAAAAAGAGAUCGGGGACAGCUUAAUGGCAAAGGCCGACGAUCCCGCCUCCCUACGCAGAGAGCUGAAAGCCCUGCCAGAUGACUUGGUAAAUACGUACGCAGCAAUUCUGAAGAGAAUUCCUAAGCGGUCAGAGGCACAGUCUGUACGACUCUUGCAAUUUCUUGCCCUCUCUGAGCGACCACUUCGAAUCAAAGAGGCUGUUGAUCUACUCGCUGUAGACCCGGACGCGGAGCCCAGGUUUGAUCCUCAUAACAGAAUGCCUAUUCCGGAAGAGAUCACUGGAUACUGCCCUGGCUUAGUUAUCAUCGCCCAUUCUAAGGACCACUGGGUAGAUGCGGAGAUCCAACUCGCGCAUGCUACGGUAAAGGAAUACCUGCUUUCUGAUCGGUUGCCACAAGAUAUCUCUGCCCUCUUUUCAUCAUCAUUAUUGACGGCAGCUACCUCGGUUACAGAGAUCUGUCUUGCAUAUCUGCUAGACGUGGAACUAGUGCCUCGCCCAGAUUGCGAAUGCCACUAUGAGGACGAAGAGUCAACGUGCGACCAUGGAUCGUCCUGCUACCACUAUCAAGGUUCUCGUGGGGUUGGCUUGGACGUCCUCAUCAAAAUGAAAUACCCGUUUGCAAGGUAUGCUGCAGACUACUGGAUGAAACACGCCCUUCACGCCAAUACCCCACGAAUCAACGCUCUGCUCGAGAAGUUCAUUGACUGCGAUAUUUUCCAUCAACUCUACAGAACCUCCACUGCAAACCCUUCAGCACUAUACCACAUGGCAAACGAAGGACUUACUUGGGCGAUUGAGACACUGCUGAAAAAAGAUGCUACCCUCAUCGAUGCCCGAAAAGAUGAAAGUCUUCUCGCGGCAGCUAUACGGCGACAUAACGAUGACACCUUCUACCUCCUGUUAGCUAGAGGUGCAAAGAUAGACGAGAACGCGCUUGUGUGUGCAUCGUCCCGGGGAAACAAGGAGCUCUUCCGACUUCUGAUUGGGCAGAUUCCUGACGCCGACGUUUGGGCGUGGUGCGGCAAGGCGGCCAAGGCUGCCUGUGAAGAAGGCCACAUAGAGAUCCUGCAAAUGAUACUCCAGAAAUGUGACGAGGCUAACAUCAUGUGCUGCGUUAAGGGCGACAGCAUAUGCGUCGCAUUCAAACGAGGCCAUGAUACUAUGGUUAGGGUGCUUCUUGAUAAGCCCCCACAUGAUGACUUUUACUGCUGGAGCUUGAAGUCUGCAUCUCGCAGGGGGCUCUAUAAGUUGGUCGAAAUGAUCCUUACAAGAGAUACAGAUGCCGAUGCUGCUGACCGGAGAACACAAGCUCUGUCUAUCGCAUGUCAGAACGGGCGCAUAGAGAUUGUCAAAUUGCUUCUCAAUAAUGGUGCUGAGACGCAAAAGUCAGUUUAUCAUGCAGCUAGCAUGGGAAACGAAGAAAUUCUGCAGGUACUUCUCGCAAACGGCGGAGACCCAAACGCACGUUACGGGGGUGAGACUGCUCUUCAAGCUGCAUGCUUCAAAGGACAUACAAACAUCGUUCGGGCACUACUUGAGCUUGGUGCCAGCGACAAAGGUCUAUUCGGUCCGCUAUGA